CAUCGACUUGCACGCGACAUCAUCGUCAUCAUCGAUAUCCAUCGUUUUCUGUCUAUGUUUUCGAUCAGAAUUACUCGUACUGUUCAAAUGUUCUCUGGCUUGAGCGCGCCAAGAAUUUCAUCAUGAGAAAACAACAGCGAGAUCGAUUUCUUCUUCCAUCUAAUCUCCAACGACAUUGAAUCAAUUCUUGAUGGUAUCAUCCUUCGGACUUUGAUGAUACACUUUGUUCACUCUUCCAGUCUCCGAAUUGCACCCCGAGCAUCCUUACCAGGCUCACAAGGCUCCUUACGCGUUCGCGCGUCUGUCCUCACACAUCCUUCGUCAGCAGCCAUGGUGGCCAAGCGAAAACGGUCCAUCGCGGCGGCCGCUCCAUCUACAGCUGUUUCUGCAGGACCCGUACCUAGAGGCAUCCCCCGGGGACGCCGCUCAGAGAUUCCGCUGCCUACGGAUAUCGCUGGCCAAGGGCCCCAAUUAUCGCGUCGUCAAUCCACCCGCACGCAGCCCUCUCCGCCGACAAAUCCAAAUGCGAAUCCUGAUGUCUUAGAUGGCGUAUCCGCACUCCGGGCUUCGCCAGACGCCAUCAGUCAUGAUCGCCAGGAACCCGCCCCUGUCCCCAAAUCCCUCAAGGACAAAAAUAACACCGGAGAUGUAGACCUCAAUGGGUAUGCAGGGGAAGCAAAGGACACAUCUGAAAGCGUCGAAAAUGUAACAUCGGAGAUAUUCAAUGGACAGAAACCGUCAGGUACGGGCAAGCCGAUGACAGGGUCUGUCGCCGUCCACCCUUCUACAAAACCCGGUACAACUAAGAGAAAGAAUGCUACGCGGGGUGGUAGUUCUGUUAAUGCCGCGGGUGGAGCGGCCCUCCACUCCUCUCACGAUGCUGUCAAGGUCGAAGAAGAGGACGUGGGGGUGACGAUCGCUCCAGAUUUCAACGAGGAACCGGACGGUGAAAAUGAAGAAGAUGAAGUUAGAGAUGCAUUAUCAAGGCCACCACCGGUCAAUUCCGACUAUCUUCCCCUGCCAUGGAAAGGCCGAUUAGGAUACGCCUGUCUGAAUACCUAUCUUCGCAAUGCUUUCAUCCCAGUGUUUAGCUCCCGUACAUGUCGCAUCGCAAGCAUUAUUGAGCAUAGGCACCCUUUGAAGGACCCAUCCCAGCCUGAGCAUCCCACAAAGAACCGGCCGGACAAGGACCAACCCGCUGACAUCGCUCGUGGUCAAAGAUAUGUCGAACAGCUCGGCCUCGCCAAUGCACGUGAUCUCAUAAAAAUGGUUCGCUGGAACGACAAAUAUGGAAUUAAAUUCAUGCGACUGAGUAGUGAGAUGUUCCCCUUUGCUAGCCAUGAUGUCUAUGGGUACAAACUUGCACCAUUUGCUGCAGAGACUCUAGCCGAAGUAGGCAAGGUGGUUGCCCAGCUAGGCCAUAGGGUAACCACCCACCCCGGCCAGUUCACACAGCUCGGCUCGCCCCGUAAAGAGGUCAUUGAUGCUGCAAUUCGAGAUUUGGAUUAUCACGAUGAGAUGCUAUCGCUAUUGAAACUGCCACCUCAGCAAGACCGCGAUGCUGUCAUGAUCCUUCAUCUAGGCGGUGCGUUUGGAGAUAAGCCUGCCACACUUGAUCGCUUCCGCCAAAAUUAUGCCAGGCUAUCAGAUUCCGUGAAGAGACGGCUUGUUCUUGAGAACGACGACGUAGUUUGGUCCAUGCAUGAGCUAUUACCUCUCUGUCAAGAGCUCAACAUACCAUUUGUCCUUGACUUUCAUCAUCACAACAUUGUAUUUGAUUCUAGCAAGAUUCGCGAGGGGACCAAAGACGUCAUGGACUACUUCCCAGCCAUCAUCGAGACAUGGAAACGCAAGAACAUCACACCAAAGAUGCACUACUCAGAGCCUUGCCCUGAUGCAAUCACUGGUAGGUCGCGAAGGAAGCAUUCUCCUCGUGUAAAGACGCUCCCUCCUUGUCCCGAUACCAUGGACUUGAUGAUCGAGGCGAAGGACAAGGAGCAGGCCGUAUUCGAACUGAUGCGCACAUUCAAGCUCCCCGGGUUCCACUUAUUCAACGACGUUGUCCCGCACGUUCGUCAAGAUGAGAAUAGACCCGUCAAAGCAAAGCCCAAGAAAGCUGCUACAAAAGGCAAGAAGAAAAAGAAGACUGCAGAUGAUGACCUCGACGCCCUCGACGAAAAGAUCGAAGAUGCCGAGGAGGAGGAGAAUGCUCCCGCCGUGAUACCCGAUGAAGAGGUCAGCAUGGGCGGACCUGAGAAUCGAGUCUACUGGCCGCCAGGCCAGGAAGAAUGGCUCAGGCCCCCAAAGAGAGUAAUCAAGAAGAAGGAAGAGGGCACGAGUGCGACGGCGACGACAUCCACGCCGGCAAAGAAGAAGAGGAAGACGGGCGCAUCUGCCGCAUGUGCUAAUCCCGCUGAUGAUGUGUCUAUAGCCGACGAUGAGGAGGUAGUGGAGCCCGUCAAGAAGCCAGCACCUAAACGAUCUGGCGGCAGGUCGGUAAAGAAGAAGGCCCCGAAGUCUGUGCCCACGCCUUCACCGUCUGAGCACGAAGACGACGAUAGCUCUGCGCUCAGCGAUCUUGGCGGGGAUGACGAUGAGGAGGUGGUGGAGCUGGAGGACAGUGCCCCCGCGAAGGCGAAGGCGCGUGCUGCUGGUCGUUCUGCACCGACUCGCCAGAGAUCAGGCCGGGUCGGCAGAGUGAGCUACAAGGAGGAAGACGCGGAGUUGAGCAUCUAACGACGGACCUUUCACACGAUUCAGGAAAUCUAAUAGCAGUGUAUAUUAUAGAAUUA
Molecule: messenger RNA, 2792 nt
Organism: Aaosphaeria arxii CBS 175.79
Lineage: Eukaryota; Fungi; Ascomycota; Dothideomycetes; Pleosporales
Product: UV-endonuclease UvdE
Exons: 2
Biological process (GO): nucleotide-excision repair; response to UV; mitochondrial DNA repair
Cellular component (GO): mitochondrion; nucleus
Molecular function (GO): endonuclease activity
Source: RefSeq, a predicted model, not a curated record